AUGUCGUCGCAAAAGGCUUGGGCCAUUGUUGCCGGUGUCGGGCCUGGCACAGGUGCGAGCGUUGCACGUCGCUUUGCAAAGGAGUAUUCGGUUGCCCUCCUUGCACGAAAUCCAUCCAAUUACGAACCACUCGUGAAAGAGAUCGAAUCCGCAGGCGGCAAGGCUGUCGGCAUCAGUACCGAUUGUGCUGAUGGCAAGAGCGUGAAGAAUGCAUUUGAUCAACUGAAGAAAGAGAUGGGUGGCGCUCCCUUGGCUGCCGCAAUUUACAAUGUUGGCGGACGGUUCAUUCGAAAGCCUUUCCUUGAACUGAAUGAGGAAGAGUUUGAGAGUGGUUGGGAAGCCAACGGACGAGGAGGUUUCCAUUUUUCACAAGCAGUCUUGCCCUUGCUCCUCGAGGCGCUCAAAGGCUCUCUUGAACACCCACCUACCUUGAUUUUCACAUCAGCAACUGCUGCCAUGAAAGGCUCUGCAAACUGCUCCUCCUUCGCAACCGGCAAAUUCGCCAUGAGGGCUUUGGCGCAGUCAUUGGCAAGAGAGUUUGGACCGAAAGGCAUUCAUGUCUCCCACGCCAUCAUUGAUGGAGUGAUUGAUAUCGAGAGGACGAAACACUACCAAUUUGAUCAUCCUGAUGCAAAGAUCAAGCCCGAAGCGAUUGCCGAUUCGUAUUGGUACUUACAUACACAGCCCCGGACAUGCUUCACGAACGAACUCGAUAUCCGGCCAUAUAUCGAAAAGUGGUGA
This is a messenger RNA of Exophiala viscosa, 741 nucleotides long. RefSeq names its product 7-alpha-hydroxysteroid dehydrogenase. The record is from RefSeq and is a predicted model, not a curated record. Bases 1 to 741 code for a protein of 246 amino acids. The transcript is spliced from 4 exons. Lineage: Eukaryota; Fungi; Ascomycota; Eurotiomycetes; Chaetothyriales; Herpotrichiellaceae.